AUGCGCCCAGGGGAGCUGCCGUGGGGGGACAGCCUCUCCUGCCGGAUGGGGCCUUCGGAGGUGGCGAUCCCUGAGGCAGGGCGCAGUGCGGCAGCCGUGGCACGGUGGGAGCCUCGUUUUCACCGGCUCUACCCGCAGGACCGGAUCCCUGCAGCUCCCCUGCCAGCAGGGCCAGGACGUGCCUCAGGAAUCUGCGUGCUCCCCAGGUCCCCGGGCAUUCUGGGGCCGCUGCUUCCAGCGUCUGAGCUCCAGCACCGUGUGAGCUCCGAGAGACCAGCCCCGCGCACGACGGUCAGGGUGCACCCUCCCGCCCUGCCGACUGUCCCAGCGCCGGGGCCAGGGUGCGCAGGGCCUUGUGCACGCCCGGCUCGGACACAUCAUCUUUGUAUUCCAUCUCUUUCCGCCGCGCCGUGUCUCCGGGAAGCGUUUACCGCCCUAGUGACCCAAGAGAGGGUGAGGGAAAGGGAGCGGUUCCGGGCGGGUGUCACGCAGGCUCGGGUGAAUGCGCAUGCGCCCGGUAGAGGCGGCCCUGCGCGCUUGCCGUACGCGGCUUCCGGGACGCGCCCGGGGCUGCUCCGCUGUAGAAGGUAUGUACUGCUCCGCGCGGGCUCGCUGAGGAGCUCGGCUUCGCGGACCGAGCGGGCGGCGACUCGGCAGAACCGCAGCGCGCUGCAGCCCUCCCCACCAGCCCGCCCUGGCCAGGCUCUUAGUGCAUCCAGGAUCCUGAGCUGCUAGGAGUCUGGCCACUCCCGCCCGGAGCCCUGCCUUGGCUGAGCUAGUCACCGCUGCAUGUCCUGGGCUGCCAGCCUGCCUGUCAUCUGCAGUGCACAGGUAUGCAUGUGUUUGCAUAUGUAUAUGCACCACACACAUACUAUGCCCACCUUACACUGCACACGUACCAUGCCCACCUCACACACCCUGCAUACUGAACCCAUAUACAUCAGACACACUACACACAUAUCUGCCUCACACACCACACACAUACCAUGCCCACCUCACACACACCACAGACGUACCCUAUGCCCACCACACAGA
Messenger RNA from Sapajus apella (tufted capuchin), 1035 nucleotides. RefSeq lists its product as uncharacterized. Lineage: Eukaryota; Metazoa; Chordata; Mammalia; Primates; Cebidae. The record is from RefSeq and is a predicted model, not a curated record. The coding region runs from base 1 to 735 and encodes 244 amino acids. The transcript is spliced from 3 exons.